Messenger RNA from Calypte anna (Anna's hummingbird), 2986 nucleotides. RefSeq names its product insulin like growth factor binding protein 4 (gene IGFBP4). The record is from RefSeq and is a predicted model, not a curated record. Gene Ontology annotation, molecular function: insulin-like growth factor I binding; insulin-like growth factor II binding. Gene Ontology annotation, cellular component: extracellular region. Gene Ontology annotation, biological process: regulation of insulin-like growth factor receptor signaling pathway. The coding region runs from base 44 to 835 and encodes 263 amino acids. The transcript is spliced from 4 exons. Lineage: Eukaryota; Metazoa; Chordata; Aves; Apodiformes; Trochilidae.
CGCGCCGCCAGCAGCGGGGCCGGAGCGCGGGCGCGGAGCCGCCAUGCGCGGGGCCACCGGGCUCUCGCUGCCGCCGGUGCUGCCGGUGCUGCUGGUGCUGCUGGCGGCGGCAGCGGGACCGGGCGGCGGCGAGGAGGCGAUCCAGUGCCCGCCGUGCUCGGAGGAGCGGCUGGCGCGCUGCAAAGCCCCGCAGGGCUGCGCGGAGCUGGUGCGGGAGCCGGGCUGUGGCUGCUGCGCGACCUGCGCCCUCGGCCGCGGCACCGCCUGCGGGGUCUACACCGCCCGCUGCGGAGCGGGGCUGCGCUGCUACCCCCCCCGCGGCGUGCCCCGGCCCCUCCACACCCUCAUGCACGGUCAGGGCAUCUGCACAGACCUGGCCGACGUCGAGGCCAUCCAGGAGAGCCUCCAGCCCCCAGAGAAGGAGGAGAUCGACCACCCCAACAACAGCUUCAGCCCCUGCAGCAUCCAUGACCGCAAGUGCCUGCAGAAGCAGCAGGCCAAGCGGGUCAACAAUGGCAACAAGAUGCGCAGCAGUGGGAGUCCCUAUCACCGCGAGGAGACGCGGCCCAUUGUGCAGGGCUCAUGCCAGAGCGAGCUGCACCGGGCGCUGGAGAGGCUGGCGGCCUCGCAGACCCGCACCCACGAGGACCUCUACGUCAUCCCCAUCCCCAACUGCGACCGCAAUGGCAACUUCCAUCCCAAACAGUGUCACCCGGCGCUGGACGGACAGCGGGGCAAGUGCUGGUGUGUGGACCGCAAGACAGGGGUGAAGCUGCCAGGCUUCCUGGAGCUGAAGGGGGACUUGGACUGUCACCAGCUGGCGGACAGCAUGUGAGAGUGACUGCUGCGGCCCCACACCGUGCGGCAGCCAAGAUACCCGUCAGGGCUGCAUAGGAGAGGGGACAUGGCCAUCCAGUGGCUCCCUGGUGCCGGGGGACCGCAGCGCAGGCCUCAGAUUGCUGGUGUGCUCUGUGCCACAGGCUGCCCUCAGCACGGGGCACAACACUGCCAUGACCACUAGCUGCCACUGCCAAGGGGUCCCCAGCACAUGCCAGCGGCACCUCCAUCCUGCACGGACACUUGCGUGGACAGAUGCUGCCCCGUGGUGACCCCCAGCUUCUAACUCAGCCCUUCCGUGGUGCAGGACCCAGACCCUGGCCCCACAGUGGCCGCAGCUCUGCUGACACCCAUGGGUUCCUUGGUGGCACCCCUGCCCGCAGUGCCUUGCUGUCCCCACCUUGCUGUCCUCUAUGUGCAAGCAGCAGCAGAAGUGCCUCGCCCUGCCCUUCCCUGUGGCGGGUGGCUGCCCGGGCAUGCACCAGGGGGACCUGAGCAGCUUGGGGGGGAGGCCAGAGGGACCACUGGCCAUAGUCUACCCAGGUCCCUCCCUGGCUGCACGUCCCCACGGCUUGGGCAUGCGAUGGGCAUCGUAGCCACAUGGAGCAAUAGGAGACCCUCCCCCUCCCUGCUGCAGCCCCCCAGCAUAGGAACCCCUCGCCCUAUGGCCUGGGAAGCCCCUGCCCCACAACCCAGCCCCAUCCCGCUCCCUGUGCAGGGACAGAGCGGGAGAUUGCAGCGUUUUUCUCCCUCUUGUCCCAUCUCUCCCAGUCCCAUCCUGGUGGCAAGGGGUUGGGGCAGCCCCAGGCAUGCAGGGGACAUCCCUGUGGGUGCUGGCUGUGAGGGGAGAGUUGAGGGAUGAGGGAUAACGAGGAAAUGCCUCACAUCAGAAAGGGCUUCUUUUAAGGCUUUUUUUCCUUCCCCCAAAAUUUUCAGUAUUUAAAAAAUUUUGCUGUUGGGGUCUUAAAACAAACUGUGUGGCCACCAAGUCUGAAAUCCUCUGUCUCAGCAGAGCAGGGCACUGCUGGCCAUGGCUUCUGUCUUCUCCUCUUCCAACUUGGCCAACGUGACAAAACCAAGAUGAAUUUUUGGAAGUCUUAGUGUUGGGAUCUGUGUAUUUCACCAGCGUGAAGUUCUCAGCUGAGCAAUUGUCACUAUUUUUGUAGCAAUUAUUUUUCUUCUUUUUCCUUUGAAGCUCUUCUGUUGGAGCUGGGCUGGAAAUUUUUCACCUAAAUGUCUUUUCGGUGAGAAAUGGCCACACUGGCUGCCAUGGCAAGGGUGCCAAAGACAGAAGGGAUUUUGCCAAUCCCUCCCCCUGACCUUCCCCCCCACGACCACAGCCGCAGAGGGAGGUUUUGGUUUUCCAUGUGGAUUCUUCCCAGCCAUUCUGGUGGGUGCCAAAGCCCCCGAUGGGAACAAAAUGUUUCAGUUUUAGUGAAACACCUUCUGCACCCCUAGGAGCUCCCCAGCACAGCACUGGCAGGGACAUCCCCGUGUCUCAGUGGGUGGGGUUGGGGACUGGUGAGCACCACUGUCCCACUGGCCAGGAUGGAGCUGGUACAGGACAGUGCUGGCACUAGGUUCAGUGUUUCAGCUCGUGGGCAUAGCUUCACCUGGCUCCUCCUCUGGUGACAAGGGUCCCCAUGUCACAUCCUGUGCCCCCAGGUGGGUCCAGCACCUUGCUUCGUGUCCCUGCACUCCAGCCCCCCACCCAGCAGGGUCCCACUGGGCACUGAGGGUGGGAUUCCCCGGGUGUAGGGCGCUGCUGGGGACAGUGCCUGGUGAUAGCUGGCAGCCCCUCACACCCAGAGCAGCCUGUGGAGCCUGCUUCAGUUUUGGGGUGGCUACAGGGGUGACCAGGGACACUGGCACUCACCAGGGACACAUUCUGUGUCCAGCGCAGAGGACUCCUGGGUUUUGUAUCGUCUCUCCUGUAGUUUAAGGCUGUAUUUACACAUGAUCAUAUCCCAGCGUAAAGCUCCCCAACCCCUGCUGCGUUUUUUUGGGGCUGAUUUGAUUUCUGUCAGCUCCUCCUGGGCCAAGCCCACCCCCUUCAGACCCCCGUGUAGCACCGACCUCCCUUUUACAGUAAACUUGAACCUUUGUAUCUUCAAAAGAAAAAAAAAGGCAAUGACUGUAUUUAACUAUC